AUGGCCUCCGAAGAACGACAACGCUGGCUCCCUCUCGAAUCCAACCCCGAGUCGUUCAACGCGUGGUCCCACUCGCUCGGACUGGACACGAGCCAGUACUCGUUCCAGGACUGCUACGCACUCGACGCCGAGCUGUUGGGCUCGGUCAAGCAACCGGUCAAGGUGCAGCGGUGCGGACACCACAUUCGAUCAACAGUAGACACUCGGCACUGACAAUGCGCUGUGAUGAUCCCCAGGCCGUGAUCCUCUUGUUCCCCAUCACCGAGGCCUACGAAAAGGCCCGACUCGAGGAAGAUGCCCGCAUCGAGGAGGACGGCGUAGAGCAGGUCGCCGACAUCAUCUACUUCAAGCAGACGAUCGCGAACGCGUGUGGGACAUUCGGCUUGCUGCACGCCUUGGCGAAUGCGGGCGUGCCGCUUGGUUCGUUCUUGCGCGCGCACUCGACGUCCAGAUCUCCCCCCCCCCCCCCCCCACAUGACUGACAUCGACGAGGCUGGCGUUGACAUCUCCGACAGAACCAGGGUAUUUGACAAAGCUGUUUGAGCAAUGCAAAGACAAGGUUAGUAGCGCGUGACCUGUUUCUUCCGAGGUGAGCUGAAAACUGAUCCAUCUUUUCCCUCUCCCAUCCCGAAAUCUCAGACCCCCCUUGAACGAGCCCAGCUCUUGACCGCGACCGACGAGCUCGAGCGGGUGCACACCGAAACUGCUUCGAGCGGUCAAACGGCUGCAAGUCCUUCCAGUAAUCCGAUCCUGGUCCAGAACUUCAUCUUACUAUUUCUCUCUACAAUCAAUCUUCCACCACAGACCCCCGACCUCGACACUCAAGUCGACCUGCAUUUCUGCACCUUUGUCGAACACAAGGGCAACCUCAUCGAACUCGACGGACGAAGGAACUCGCCUAUAAAUCGAGGCAAGAUCACCAGGAACCUGCUACAGGUAUGUUUUCAAGCUUGUUUGGAUCAUAAGCAUGUAAGCUUUCUGCUGAAUAUCGUUGGUCUACUAUGCUGUGGUGUCAGGACACCGCCGUGAGGGUGAAGAAGAUCAUCGAGCUGUCAAACUCGCUCGAGUUCAACCUCAUCACCCUCAACCCGACACCGGAGGACUAA
Molecule: messenger RNA, 1106 nt
Organism: Microbotryum saponariae
Lineage: Eukaryota; Fungi; Basidiomycota; Microbotryomycetes; Microbotryales; Microbotryaceae
Source: the annotation of a GenBank genome assembly